Molecule: messenger RNA, 7523 nt
Organism: Eleginops maclovinus (Patagonian blennie)
Lineage: Eukaryota; Metazoa; Chordata; Actinopteri; Perciformes; Eleginopidae
Gene: slc7a14a
Product: solute carrier family 7 member 14a
Exons: 10
Coding region: 564-2861 (765 amino acids)
Biological process (GO): amino acid transport; transmembrane transport
Cellular component (GO): plasma membrane
Molecular function (GO): amino acid transmembrane transporter activity
Source: RefSeq, a predicted model, not a curated record
UUAGGAAAGAAAUAAAAAUCCCGAGUUAUGUUCCCACCAACUUGUUUUGUUAUAAACCAAACUGCUGGUAAAAUGAAUAAGAUGUAACGUGCACGGUUCAGCAAUGUUAGCUAGCUUGUCAGGAAAUACAUAAUUAAAUAAGAUACCCGUUAAAGGACAUACUUUCAGGAUGCCAAGCAUCUUCUAGGAGGGGAUUACCAAACAUGAAAGCAGCAAGACAACGCGGUGAAACUAAGCAAACAUCGCUAACGUUACCGACCUGACAUUGAAUAUUGGGGAAAUAAGUGGAAAGUACAACAGCACGUUGAGGAGAACAGAUAGCUUUCUCACCAUGUGGGGAACAACCAAGAUGGCAUUUCACUAAACCGGCAGAAGAAACAACAGGUUGGAAGGUACGGAGGCAAGAGCAGCAACACAAAAGUUCCUUCUUUUGAUUCAACUAUAAUUCGGAAAAGGAAUACUCUUUUCAGUGCGUAGAAGAAAUCACUGAGAAUAAGAAGAGUAUCUAAGAACUUCCUGCACUUCUUCCCUUUGACUCUGACCCUCGACCUUUAGCUCUCACCAUGAGCAGUCUGUUAGUCAAGCUAGACCCUCGGAGGGUACAAUGGCGCUCGUCAUGGAACACCUUCACGUCGCGCGUCCUGAGAACCAAACCGGUGGAGUCCAUGUUGGAUUCAGCCACGACGGGCACCGGCGCACAUGGGACCAAACUGGCCCGGGUCUUAUCCACAGUGGACCUGGUGUCGCUGGGCGUGGGCAGCUGCGUCGGGACGGGGAUGUAUGUGGUCUCAGGACUGGUUGCCAAGGAGAUGGCCGGUCCGGGGGUCAUUGUGUCCUUCAUCAUCGCCGCUGUGGCCUCCAUACUGUCGGGAGUGUGUUACGCAGAGUUCGGCGUGCGGGUGCCUAAGACCACAGGUUCGGCCUACACCUACAGCUACGUGACGGUGGGCGAGUGCGUGGCGUUUUUCAUCGGCUGGAACUUGAUUUUAGAGUAUCUGAUCGGCACGGCCGCGGGGGCGUCGGCUCUCAGCAGCAUGGCGGACUCACUGGCCAAUCACACCAUAAGCAACUUUAUGAUCACACACAUCGGGACGCUCAAUGGUUUAGGUAAAGGGGAGCAGUCGUACCCGGACCUGCUGGCGCUGCUGAUAGCGCUGCUGGUGACGGUGAUCGUGGCUCUGGGAGUGAAGAACUCAGUGGGCUUCAACAACGUGCUGAACGUCAUCAACCUCAUAGUGUGGGUGUUCAUGAUGAUCGCCGGGCUGUUCUUUGUCAACGGAGAGAACUGGGACGAUGGGAGAUUCCUGCCCUUUGGCUGGUCUGGGGUGAUGCAGGGUGCAGCCACCUGCUUCUAUGCCUUCAUUGGAUUUGACAUUAUUGCUACAACAGGAGAAGAGGCCAAGAGUCCCAACACCUCCAUCCCCUACGCCAUCACUGCCUCACUUAUCACCUGCCUCACUGCCUACGUCUCUGUUUCUGUGAUCCUGACUCUGAUGGUGCCGUACAAUGAGAUUGACGCCGAUGCCCCGCUCAUGGAGAUGUUUGCCGUGCAUGGCUGUAUGUUCGCAAAGUAUAUUGUGGCGGUGGGCUCCAUAGCGGGACUCACUGUAUCCCUCCUGGGGUCCCUGUUCCCCAUGCCCAGGGUCAUCUAUGCCAUGGCAGGGGACGGCCUGCUGUUUAAGUUCCUGGCCAAUGUGUCUCCCUACACAGAGACCCCUGCUGUAGCGUGUGUGGUGUCGGGCUUUCUGGCUGCCCUGCUGUCUCUCCUGGUCAGCCUCAGAGACCUCAUAGAGAUGAUGUCCAUAGGAACCCUGCUGGCCUACACCCUGGUAAGCCUGUGUGUCCUCCUGCUGCGUUACCAACCUGAGAGCGACAUCCAUGGCUUUGUGAACUUCCUGUCUGAGGAGCAGAACAACAAGAGAAAGGAGGGCGUCCUGGCUGAGUGCGAGAAAGACGCCUGUUCGCCAACCAGCGCAGCAGAUGAGUUCGGAGGCGCGGACACGAACACCUGCGGAGCCAAAAACUUACCGUCGCUGGGGGAUAACGAGAUGCUGAUCGGCAAACCCGAUAAAAGCGCCUACACUGCCAGCCACCCAAACUACGGCACGGUGGACAUGACCACUGGCAUCGAAGCAGAAGAGACAGAGGGCGGGUUGUCCCGGCGGUUGAAGAAGCUUAUUGGACCACGCUACUACACCCUGAGGAUCCGAUUGGGCCUCCCGGGAAAGAUGGACAGGCCAACUCCAGCCACAGGGAAAACUGUCACCGUGUGUGUGCUGCUCCUCUUCAUCUCCAUCUUCGCCUUUUGCUCCUUAAUCAUCUUUGGAGCGAACAGUAUCGGGGAGGGUCGCUGGUGGGCUCUGAUGCUAUUAAUCUUCUUCAUCAUCUUCCUUGCCCUGCUCGUCAUCAUCAUCCUCCAGCAGCCGGAAAACCCAAAGCGGCUGCCCUACAUGGCGCCCUGUGUGCCCUUUGUACCUGCUUCAGCCAUGCUGGUCAACAUCUACCUCAUGCUCAAACUGUCCGCCAUCACCUGGAUACGAUUCUCUAUCUGGUGCAUCGUGGGUGUUUUAAUCUACUUUGGCUACGGCAUGUGGAACAGCACGCUGGAGAAAACGGCCCGAGAGAACGAGGUGCACGCCUCCACCUACCAGCGCUACGACCAAGGUGUUGACGAAGGCUUCUGCGGCUUCGACGAUGAUUUCUACCCACCUACCACUGACGCCUGGGGUGCGCCUGAGGGGGGAUCGGGACUCACCCCGCCCCCUGUGGCUAAGCCCGAAAUUGACGGGUCGCCAGCGAAAGGUGGAGGCAGGACCGUUGCCAAACACAACCUCGCCGAGGAGGAUCCGAUGGAUUUCUGAAGGGACUGACUCUGUGUUACCCUGAAUGUACUGCCUUGUCUGCUGCCUGGGGAAAGGGAGGGGGAACAGUAGUGUGAGCGCAUGAAUGAUUGUGUGUGUGUGUGUGUGCGUGCGUGCGUGUGUGCAUGCCUGCAUGUGGGUGUGGGUAUUUGUUUGUGUGGCUAACCCUUGGGCUAGAUAGUUUCUUGACAGUGGAACGACUUAUUAUUCAGUUUACUCAACCACGCUCCACCGCUCACACAGCAAAUGAGGACUUCAAGGUCAAAUGUCUUGUCACAUUCACUUGUUAUUCACCGGAGUCCACAGACCACACAAACUAAAGACAGAUAGGAAAGUGUCGACGUAGCAGGAGAUACAAUAUAUUGUGGUUCACUGCACUGUGGCAAGUUUAUUGGGCCAUCCAUUUACUGAACAUCUAGACAUGUACGGAAUAUAGGAGGGGACAAGGUGGUGAGGGAGGGACAGAUGAAUCAGCACCUCUCUUCCUGUUUCAAUGUAGACAGACAGGAAAGCUAAAUGACAGAAUGCCAAACUAUUUCCUAUGAACAGGUCUGACUUUCUCUGCUUGUUUCACAGGAAAACAGCUUCACAUGCUCUCAAAAACUCAACAAAACGUCUUAUGUCUGUCUUCAAUCAUUUCCCCUGCCCGUUUAUAUCUAGCCCAAGGGAUAAGAACUGGACUGGGACGAGGGUGUUGGUGUUUUCUGUCACAAAUAGUACUUGGACUUUGCUUGCAAUAGUGCCUUCAUCUUCUGUACGUGUAUGUGAGUUUCUUAUUAUGUCUGUUUUCUACUUUAAUUUUGCCUGUGUAUGUGUGAGGGUGUAUGUGCAAUCUAACUCCACCUUUUACAUUGAUGCUCGUGUGUGUGUGUGUGUGUGUGUGUGUGUGUGUGUGUGUGUGUGUGUGUGUGUGUGUGUGUGUAGAUAUAAAGUGAGGUUGUUUUACCGUGUAUGUGUAGGUAUUUGUUUAGUUCUUCCCACUCUUUACCCCAGCAUGAAGCUCAAAAUCAAACCGCCCGCCAGAAAUCAGCUCAUGGUGCAAUAUAACACGCAGUUCAUUGGUGUAUUUAAACCAGAGAGUAGAAAGAAGGAACACAGGUUGAAUCUUAAUUGACAACCUUCAUGGUUUAUUGUGAUGAAUGUCAUACUUGCUGUGUUUUUGCGUCUCCGCUGAUGCAGUUCUUGCUUUUUCCUAGGGCUGGGAAGGAUUUAAUUUUCAGUUCAUUCAAUUCAGGAAAUGGGUUUUAUAUAGAGCUUGCAGCUUUCCUCCUAGAGACGACAGCAAAUAUAGAGACUGUAGAAAAAUGCUUAUUAUUGAGAGAGGGGCGUCUGAGAAAUUGGAGGAUAUUUGUUUUUUUCUUUCGAUGAAAAGAGGGACGUUUGACAUUUUUUGUGGGAGCAUCUGAGGGUCACUUUUUUUUCUUCUGCCAAGUUACUGUUAUUUAAUUUUCCUGAGCAUAUUAAGUUAUUAGGAAAUUAAUAACGAUGAAUUAAUUACAUUUUUAUUUAAUAUUGGGGAUAGUUACUUCAGAUUUAAUCUUAGUCAAAAGGAAGGUCCAAUUAAGUAUUAAUUGGACUUUGGGUUUCAACCCCUUCCCCAAUACAGUCCCUAAAUCAGAGUGACUGUAUUGUAAAUACUUGGAGUAAAUUGGACAUUGACUGAACUGAAAUAUAAUCCCUCCUCUUCCUUCUCUCUCCUUUCUGAUCCCGUCUUUUGCUAUUAAAUAUCAUACAUUUGUGUAUUCUCUACUUCCACCACACCUUUGCUCUUCCAGCCCAACUCUUCCUCUUCAUCUGUUUGCCACCUCACCAUGCUCUUGAUAUUCAUCCGGCCAUGUCAGCAGGGAGUUUCCACUCUUAGUCACAAGUGAUGGAGCCGAGAUUGCUUUUCAGUCAGGAUGUGAACGGCAAUCUGUUCAUGCUCUGAUGAUAUAUUAGCUCUUGUUUCACCUCAGGGUGUCUGCUUUCUCCCUUCUGAUUUGUCACCGGAGGAUUUACUCCUGUCCUAGCCCCCGGUCUGAACUUGUCUAAGUGAACCUCCCUCUUCAUAGUGUUGUCCCUCUCUUUUCAUGUUACCUACACUUUUGCUGCACCCCGAAGACAUUUUGUGAAAAUCAAUCAAAUAUAAACAUUGUCCUUUAGAGCUCAGUGUGUAGGACAUUUAAGCUUUAGCUGCCAGGGUUGGGGGUUUGAUUCCAUACUAAGAAUGUAUGCACUCAUGGCACCGUGAGGGAUUUUGGCACACACCAAAUAGCAUACAGUUACGUUAUUAUGUUGAGGGCCGGGACAAAAACUGCUGCUGUAUGCCCAAAUUGUCCUUCUUGUACCUUUUCCUCUUGCCCCCUGUUGCUGCAUAUAUCCCUUCCAGGGAAGCCUUAUUUGUCUAAUGCACUAAAUCUAAGGAUGCCACGCUAAACCCCCACCCUACCUCUGCUCCUUUCACAUCUAUCCUCACUCCAAAAAACCUGUUCCUAUCAUGUAGUGAAAGCCCUUUGGUGUCGUCCUUUGAAAUUAUUGUAAUACCCGUACCCAAAAAACAGCCCAUUGUUCCCAGGAAUGACACUUUUAUUGGAUGAUUCUGCAGUUUUCUCAUGCAGGAAGUAGUGAGCGUUUCCAUUAUGUAGACGAACAUUAGGAUGAUAAGGUUGUAUGGUGAACUGAUUCACCCCUUCAUUUUUCAGGAUGGAACCAGAGUGCCCAUCAAACACCAAUCAUAGCCGUGGCCAAUAUUAAACUCAUGUCGAGUGUUUGCUUUCUAGAAAUUUGGGUGGUAUAGUGACUUGGACUGUGUUUACAUUCUAAAAUGGUGUAUAAUUUACAAACUCAACUAAAUUCCACUACAUGUAGGCCAACAAACAGAUCAGUAUUUCAUGUGCUGUAGGGACCUUCAUGUAGCGAAAUAAACAUUUAUGAAAAAACAAAAUAAAAAAGUACAUACUUUCCUUUGGUGUCUUUGUCAGAGAGAAUAAGAUUGCAUUUUUGGGGACUUGGACUCAUGACUAGUUUUUCUGAAACUUGUUAGUUGUAAAAUUGUAAUGCCUUCUUUUAUUGUAAACAUAUUCCUAACAGCCUAUUUGACCUUUACUGUAGACAGUUAGGCACAUCACCUGGAGGAAGGGAUUGUUAUGUGAAUGAAGUUUAUGUUUUGGCACAAAGAAACAUCAAGCUCAGUACAGCAGAGGAUUUGAGUGUUGUCCCAAAUACCUAAACCAUAACAUCACAUAGUUAUUUGUUGUUAUGGAUUUGGAUUGUAGAUAUCAAUAAGAAAAGAUGUUGCCAUUGAACAUAUUCUGAGGUUUUGCAGAAUUGUCCAAUAUUAAAGUUGUCUGUGGUUAUAGGGUUGGAAAAACAGCACUUACAAAAACAUUGGAACACUUUAUCUCACACAAUUUCAAGUAUAUAUUAGAUUAUAUUAUACUAUCCCCUCCACCCGGAUCACCUCAGCUAAGCUAAAACAAUCCAGAUGUUUUCAUUCAUAGCUCAGCCAAAACAAGGCAGCAAAUACAGGCGUUGCCACUUUGACACUGUACUGUACAGUCGACCUACCAUAGCCUAUUACCUUCUCUGUGAGUGAGUGCAAGUGUGUGAGUGCAUGUGCAGUGUGUGUACGUGUGUGAUCUAUGCCUGCGCCUCAAUGUGACCCUGUGGUGAAUGUGUAGCAUGCUUUCAUGCACGAGGCCCUGACCGUAAAUGUUGUACCUGCAUGUGGUGACGGAGCGCUGCGAGACAUAAUACAACACUAAACCAAAACCAAACGCAGGCCUACUUCUUACACCUGGGAAUGCUGGCCUCUCUGCUCUGAGAGGAUUUAACAGGUGUAAUACAAGCGAAUCCGCUUCAAAAACUUCAUUGUUCAAAACUCUUACCAGUGAGUGAACUGAACGCUGUUGUAUACAAUGCAGACUCUUAAAUUCAGAUUCAAACCCGAACCUUUUCUUUAUGUUACACCUCAAUAUCAUGUUUGAAUUCUACCGGCUAAGAAGAUUAUUUGCUCUAUUCUCUCCGAUUUAUUUAAGCUCUCACAGUAAUCUUCUCACAUAGAAAUGGGAACCAGGGCUCCUCCUGAAAAGGUAGUAGAAAAUGUAGCAAACAAACAGGUGUGACAAUGACACCUCUCAUCCUGCCUAAACCUUACAGUAUGCCUACUCUGUAUAUCCCUUUCUUUAACCACAACCUCUGCAAACCAAAGUCCACAAUAUUUGUUUACUGGUCACGUACAGGACACUUUAGCUUCUUCAGAGUAAACACUUACGAUACAACGUUUUUCUUGGUGGUCUACUAAUAAGCUAUACUUCAGUUUGUCACAAGGAGAUUUCUUCUUGUCACUGUCAACAGUGCAAUGAUCAUUUUUAAAACCGUAGUUGCUAAGUAUUUCAUUGAAAGUAUUAGUCUAGAUUUUAAUUGACUACAGCAGAUCAGUUUGUCCAAAAGUAAAAAAGUACAUAAAAGAAAAACAAUAUUUUUCUACAGCUGUUUCCCCAUCCACAGGUCCUCCACACAAAAAAAAGCUGGGUAGGCUAUCAUCAGCAUUCACCUUCUGCGUUUACGUUUGGUCAUUAGGAGGCCUGGGAGAAACUGCUAAAAUAUAUUUUUAACGAGUGUAGUCUGUAGUGAUAAGGCUCAUUUAUAAAUCUUAAUCCCUUCCAGUUCUUUUGAAGGGUU